Oryzias melastigma (Indian medaka) is the source of this 1545-nucleotide messenger RNA. RefSeq names its product 3-hydroxybutyrate dehydrogenase, type 2 (gene bdh2). Gene Ontology annotation, molecular function: 3-hydroxybutyrate dehydrogenase activity. The transcript has 10 exons. The coding region runs from base 50 to 877 and encodes 275 amino acids. The record is from RefSeq and is a predicted model, not a curated record. Lineage: Eukaryota; Metazoa; Chordata; Actinopteri; Beloniformes; Adrianichthyidae. Gene Ontology annotation, cellular component: cytoplasm. Gene Ontology annotation, biological process: siderophore biosynthetic process.
UCUCCACCGUCGCAAAGUUUGGCGGCCAAGAGGAAGUGACGUAACAUACAUGCGCGCUAUUAGGGCGUGGUUAGGGAAAGGGGAUCGGGGACUGACAGUGAUUGCUGUGCAGCCAAAAAACCAGCGUGAAAGGUGCACCAUGGGUCGUCUGGAUGGGAAAGUGAUAGUACUGUCUGCUGCUGCGCAGGGAAUUGGACGUGCUGCAGCAAUUGCUUUUGCAAAGGAAGGAGCUCAAGUCACUGCAACAGACAUAAAUGGAGAGAAGCUCAAGGAGCUGGAUGGUAUUCAAGGAAUCCGAACCAAAGUGGUGGACGUAACUAAGAAGGACCAAGUGGAAGCUUUGGCUAAAGAGCAUGAUCAUGUGGAUGUGUUGUUCAAUGUUGCAGGGUUUGUGCACCACGGCAGCAUCUUGAACUGCGAGGAGGCCGACUGGGACUUCACUAUGAAUGUCAAUGUGCGGAGCAUGUAUCUCAUGUGCAAGGCUUUCCUGCCAAAGAUGUUGGAAAAGAAAUCGGGAAACAUUAUUAACAUGUCUUCAGUUGCUUCAAGCAUAAAAGGUGUGGUGAACCGUUUUGUGUACAGCACAUCGAAGGCCGCUGUAAUAGGACUCACCAAAUCAAUAGCAGCAGAUUUCAUUGAGCAAGGCAUCCGCUGCAAUUGUAUUUGUCCUGGAACUGUUGAUACUCCGUCCCUCAGGGGCAGGAUCCAGGCUCAACCUGACCCAGAAAAGGCAUAUAAGGAUUUCAUGGCCAGACAGAAAACAGGCAGAAUGUGUACAGCUGAAGAAGUGGCACACCUCUGUGUGUACCUGGCCUCGGACGAGUCAGCCUACGUGACUGGGAAUGAGCACAUCAUUGAUGGAGGAUGGAGUCUAUGAAACUGUCAUAAGAAGAUUCUAUACUGUAGAAUUCAAGCUUAAAAUAAAGCUCCACAGCUUAACGGUGAUUGUUAUGCAGUCAGUGAUGGGAGUAUCGAUACAAAGGUAUUGAAAUAUAUGUGAUUUUUGGUAGUGACUACUCAAUUUAAGUAUUGAUUACUAAUGAAUAUAUGAGAAAAUAAAAGUGCAUGUGUCCUUUCUAGAAAUUGUUAGUGUGUUACUCCAGUGUUUUGUGCAGAAACAGCCUCCAGCCCACAACAUAUUAAACUGCUCCAUCAGCCAUGUGACCACAGGUUCCCUUAUGCUUUGGUCACAAAAACAACCAAUCGAGGCAUUGAGAAAAUCUUCAAGAUUUCUUGCCGUCGCCCAAUUUGUUUUGAAAAUGGUUGGCGUGGUCAUGAUUGUACAUGGCGGCAGCCAGUCACUUUUAGCACAAGGGUUAUAGGAUUAAAGUUGUUACCUAGCCAGUUUUAGAUAGUAUUUGUUCAUAGAAUGCCUGCCCGAUUUCGUUAUGGCGUCAUCCCCGUCUGUCAUUUGACUGCCACAGCGCAACUUCAAAACGUGCCCAGGCGGCCUCUGACCGAUGUCGGCUUUUAGUGAAAAAUUGACGUAAAAUUUGAACUUUUUCUUAAAAUGUCUGCAGACACCUGCAGAAUUUGCUAAAAAAA